This is a messenger RNA of Achroia grisella, 1236 nucleotides long. Its product is annotated as odorant receptor 4-like. The record is from RefSeq and is a predicted model, not a curated record. NCBI's taxonomy places the organism in Eukaryota, Metazoa, Arthropoda, Insecta, Lepidoptera, Pyralidae. Bases 1 to 1236 code for a protein of 411 amino acids. Gene Ontology annotation, cellular component: plasma membrane. Gene Ontology annotation, biological process: detection of chemical stimulus involved in sensory perception of smell; sensory perception of smell. The transcript has 9 exons. Gene Ontology annotation, molecular function: odorant binding; olfactory receptor activity.
AUGUCAGAAGAUAUAAAAAAAAUUGCCAAAAAAGAAAUACAUACCACACUUCUUUUUUGUAAUUUCUUCAUUCGCAGAAUAGGAUUAUCGUUCGUUGAUGAGAUACCAAAUACAUUAUCACAAAAACUUAAUGUAUUAUCAGCUUUUAUAGGAGGAUCAUCUCUAGUAAUUUUGAUAUUGACUGGUGAAUAUGCCUAUAUAAUUUUUUUGUUGGCUAAUUCAGUUUCUUUGGAGAAACUAAUUGGUGGUAAUGUACAUGUUGCCGGAUAUGGUACAAUGAGUUUUGGAAAACUACUGACUAUUUGGUAUAAGAAAAAUUCAUUUCGGCAAGUUGUUAACGAUCUUGUCGACGUUUGGCCCGUUCAUGAAACAAAUCCGGAAGCGGUUGCUAUUAAACAUAAAAGCCUUGCAUCACUGCGGUCAAGACAGAUGUUGUAUAUCUUCUGGAACGUAUUAGGUGUUCUAUUAUAUAGUUUGACACCAGUAGCUUUGCAUUUGUAUCGAUUAGCCAGAGGUUUGCCCUCCGAACUGGGCUUCGUGUGGCAGAUAUACUAUCCCUUUGACAAAACGAACUCAAUUGUUCACGAAUUUGUUUAUAUAUUCGAAUCAUUUGCUGGUAUAGCUUCAGUUUGUUCUAUGCUUGGUUCAGAUGUCUUUUUUAUAACGAUGGCGAGUCAUAUCAGUAUGAUGUUACGUAUAUUGCAAGUUAAGAUAAGGUCUCUCGGCAUGGAAAUGGCUACAGAUGGUAAAGCUAUUGGGGGAUUGUGUAAUUGUUAUGACGAAAUUAUUGAAGUGAUUAAUAUACAUCAGAAGUUAAUCAGGUAUGGAAAUGAUCUGGAGGACGCUUUUUCUGUGGUGAACUUGAUAAAUGUACUUAUAAGCUCAGUCAACAUUUGUUGUGUAAUGUUUAGUAUAAUAUUUCUAGAACCGUUAAUGGAAAUGAGCAAUAAGUUCUUUCUUGGAGCUGCAUUAACUCAAAUGGGAGUAGUGUGUUGGUACGCUGAUGAUAUAUACAGAGCGAGUGUCGAGGUAUCGAAUGCAGUAUUUGAAAGUGGAUGGUAUAAUUGCAAUGCACAGUGUAGACGCAGUCUCCUUAUCAUGCUGCAGAGAUCUCAAAGACCACUAUAUUUCACUGCAUUGAAAUUUAACUCGAUAACAAUGAGGACAUAUACCUCGAUUCUUACAACGUCGUAUUCAUACUUUGCGCUGCUGUAUACAUUAUAUCGUGAAAAUUAA